AUGACUUCAACAACUCCUCGCAUUCGCCGGACCGGGCAAAACACACAAUUCACAUAUAAUUUAUCACGGCGGGUAAACGACGUCCAGACAUAUCCCAUUCAAUCACCCCAAGGAGCCACCAUUCUGCUCUAUGGUCACGAGAAUGGAGUCACCAUCGUCUGGCGCGGCGGGAGGCGAUUCAAGCCGCAAAAGAAGAAAGCACCCGAACCCGAAAAGAAACAAAACGGCACUGCCGAUGAUGCUGUCAUGAUCAUUGACUCGGACGACGAGCAACCACCCGCCAAGGGCCAGACAACAAGCAAGUUCGAGGAUAAGCCAGAAUUUGAGGAUGAGGAUGAGCAAGGGCCUUACCCAGAGAUUGUUCAAACACUGGACCUGACGCUGGGCACAGCGGUUUUGCAUGUGGCUGUUAUGUCGAUGGCACCGUAUAAUCCCCAAGAGCGAGACAAUGCGACGGGGAAAUUACUUUCGGGCAGGAUCGUGUUUGCGGUCUCUUGCGUGACGAAUGAUGUCUAUGUCAUUAGCGUUCCGCUAACGCCGCCAUCACCGGAGAGUAUGGCCAGAGAAGAGCUUCGGGCAGGUCUGUUGGCCGGACAAGCUGGGUCUGGCGCCUGGGGAGAGUCCGUGGUUUUGCUCGGUGGCCAGAGGAAAUACAGCGAUGCAUUGGCUAUUAGCCUGGUACAGCCGAAAUCUUCAGAUCCUGCCAACAAGGUACCCAGAGCUGUGGUCGCAUCUUGCUGUCGCCAGGCUUCUGGGACGUUGAUGUUGUGGGAUGUCCCAUUGGAUCCAAACGCAAAGCCCGAGCGAGCAUUAGAGCCUUUUCAGAUCGAAUAUCUUCCUCAACCGCUAUCCAGCAUUUCGUUCAGCCCAUCACACCCUACCCAGCUCCUUGCUGUGUCUUCCUAUCAAGCUGCGAGGAUAUAUGACUAUGCCGUGUCUUCCCUCCCGCCAGACUCAGAGGCUUCUGGGCCAUUUCCUCCACAAGGUUCAUGGCUUCUGUCGCUCUACCAGCCAUUUGCUCGACCAACUGCUUCAAGGAAACCUAUUCUGGAUGCGGCAUGGAUAUCACAUGGCAGAGCCGUCUUUGCUCUUCUGGCUGAUGGUAUGUGGGGUGUUUGGGACAUUGACGGAGUUCGGCCGUCUUCUGGAGGCGCAACCAUGUCAAGCAAAUUAACAAAUGGCCUGAAAGGCGCUGCUCUGACGACCUUUAGCAUUUCAGGCUACAUUGAAGGCACGGGUUCACUGCGGAGUGUUGCCACACAGCAAAAGGAAAACCAUACAGGAGAAUUUGCGCCGAUGACUCCUCACACUCGGCGGCAGGCUACCGCUUCGCUCAGCACUGCCACUACUUUUGACCGUUUGGCGGCAGUGCAGGGUGGUGUGAGGACUAUUCCGCUACCACCCAAGGGAAAGGCCCUGCAAGAUGAGAGCCUCGUCUUGUGGGUUGGCGGGCUAGAGCAUGUCUGUGUCAUUCCAGGAGUAUCAAGGUUCUGGGACUCACAACUGCGAAAGGGCUCUGGUGGCGGCGUCAACCUGUUUAGUGGAGCGCAGCCGACGAGAAUGGUGAAGCUCUUAGAUCUCUCGACAGGAUUGUUGGGAGAGAGGUGUUGCGGCGUCAACUUGGUGGUCGCAUCGACUAGACCUGGCGCUCCUUCGGAGGAUGAUGGUGGUCUCCCUGUGGAUGUGCUACUCCAAGGCGAAUCAAGGUUGGUUAUUGUUCGACAAGGCGAAGACGGACCUGGAAAGAAGAUUGGAAACUUUGUUGAUAGCCGGAGAAAACGGCUGUUCUCAAAAGGAGAGAGAUCCGAUGCCAUCAUUGUGCACGGCAAGCCGAACAGAGCCACAAGCUUGUCUUUCAACCUCAGCACUUCGAAGCCCGGUACUUUGCGACGCAAGUCUUCUCAAAACAUUCAAGAUGAUUCUGCCGGUCAAUUUGGGAACUCAGACGACUCAUCACAGCCACCAAAUCGCUCUCGCGUGGGUUUUGACUUCAUGAACAACAUGAAUGCGGCGGCAGAUGUUAGCGCGGACUUUACCACCCGAGAUGUGGAGGCUGAAAUGCUCGACAUUAUGGAAAUUGACCAGGCACUGAACAGCAUGGAAGACAGCCGGGGUAGCGGACGGAAGAAGGUGUUUUUCGAGGAAGAUUAA
Messenger RNA from Pochonia chlamydosporia 170, 2151 nucleotides. Its product is annotated as Nup37p-like protein. The transcript has 2 exons. Gene Ontology annotation, molecular function: protein binding. Bases 1 to 2151 code for a protein of 716 amino acids. The record is from RefSeq and is a predicted model, not a curated record. NCBI's taxonomy places the organism in Eukaryota, Fungi, Ascomycota, Sordariomycetes, Hypocreales, Clavicipitaceae.